Rotaria sp. Silwood2 is the source of this 3144-nucleotide messenger RNA. NCBI's taxonomy places the organism in Eukaryota, Metazoa, Rotifera, Eurotatoria, Philodinida, Philodinidae. The record is from the annotation of a GenBank genome assembly.
AUGGAUCAACAUAAAGAUUUUUUCUUUACCAAGCAAUUUGACAAUUGGGUGGAUUUUGAAAUAGAAUUUAAAAGCUGGCGUAAUGAUUACUAUCAACCGGUGAACGUUAAACGUCACUCAAUUAAAUAUAAUGAAAAAACAAUGAAAGAAUUAUUUGAUCGUUUUCGGUAUUCAAGUAUAAAAUAUGUAUGUCAUCAUGGCGGUCCUAUUAGAAGAAAUACAAAGAAUGGAUCACGACCGAAUCAAGAAUCUGCUCGCAUUGAUUGUGAAUUCUAUUUUAAAAUAAAACAUGAUACCGAACUAAAUAAAAUUGUUUUUAUGAAGAACAAAAAUUUAACUCAUAAUCAUUCGAUAGGAAAAUUAAUUUACAAGAAUUAUUCUUUUAUAAGAAAUAAAGAAUUGCAAGAAAAUGAAGCAGCAUAUGAUUUAUGUAAAAUGCUUAUUACUGCCAAUACUUCAACAUAUAAUAAUCGUAAGUUAAUACAUGAAAAAUUCGACAUUAAUUUAACACGAAAAGAUGUUAAUAAUAUUAAAAAUAAGCUAAAAUUUAACUUAAUUGGAAAUCAAAGUGAUUCAGAAUUGUUACAUACAUGGAUCGAUAAUAUUUUAAAUCAAAAUUCAGAUAAUUCAAUAAAAAUAAAAAUUAAUGAAAAUGGUACUUUAGAAUGUUUAUAUGUUCAGACUAUGACAAUGAAAACAUGGUUUAAUAAAUAUUCUAAUAUCUUACAUUUAGAUUCAACAUUUAAAAUAAAUAUAGAGAACUAUCAAUUAUACAUUUGCUUAGUUCAAAAUGCUGGUUUAAAAGGUGUACCGGUUGCCUAUUGCUUAAUCACAACUGGAAAUAAAGAUAAUCUACAUUUUUUUUAUUCAGCUAUUUGUGAAGAUAAUGAUAUAACACAAACGCAAGUGAUUAUGGUUGAUAAAGAUUUAACUAAUCUAGAUAUUUUACAGGAACAUUUUCCUCAAGCUCGAAUAUUAUUAUGCAUUUUUCAUGUUCUUAAGUAUCUCAAAAUUCGAGUGCAUGAACUUAAAAUUUCAUUAACUAAUAGAAUGAAUAUUAUGAAAAACAUUCGCAAAUUACUUUAUGAUAAUAAUAUGUCAGCGAUAUAUUUAAAAGAAAUCGAAAUUAAUUCAGAAGAAACAGGUUUUUACAAUUAUUUUGAAGUGAAUUGGCUUACUUGUUGUGAAAUGUGGCAAACAAAAUUCCGUAAAAAUCUUUUUAAUUUUAAUACAGAUACGAACAAUCAUCUCGAACGAUUUAAUCGUACACUUAAAGAUCGUAUCUCACCUCAUAUGCAUAUAUCUGAAUGUGUUAAAAAAUUAAUUAUAGCAGUUGAAGAUGCUAAAGCAGAAGAAAUUCAUAUUGAUAUUAAUUUAAAGAGAAAGAUUUAUAAUUCUGAUGAUUCGAUAUUGCUUAAAAGAUUUGGUGAUCAAAUUACAAACAGAGCUAUUGAAUUGUUGCGUAAACAAAAUGAAGAAUUAAAACAUAAAUCUUAUUUUAUUGAAGAAAUUGAAGAAAACAAGUGGAAAAUCGGUCAAAAAGAUGAAGAAAAGAAUAAUUUUAUUACUUCAAGUAUAAUUAAUCGAAGUUCGUCCAUUGAUUUAUUAUGUUGUGAUAGCCAAUUUGUUUUACAAAACCAAUUACCAUGUCGUCAUAUAAUAGUAUUAUUUGACCGACUUAAUGAUGAAAUGUAUGAAGAUGAAAAUGAAAUUCAAGAUAUUAUAUCGAUUAAUAAACGUUGGUUAAAAAAUCCAGUUGAUUUUUACUUAAAUGAAACCGUAGAACCUGAUUCUUUACGAAGUCGUGAUUCACAAUUUAUGAUAACCCAAACUGUUGCUGACAAAAAUAAAAUUUUAAGUAGUAAUGAUAAAUAUAAUAUGGUCAAGCCAUGUUUAGAUUUAUUAACAGCUCGUAUUAUUCAAUGGGGAACAAAGGAAUUCAAUGAGCAUUUAAAAUUUCUCAAUGUUGUUUUAGAUUUAGUUAAUACAAACAAACACAAUGAUUUAUAUAAUUAUGUAAAUUCUUUAACAUACAACUGUUCUAAACAGGUAAGUCGAGAAAUAAAACAAGACAUAUUUGUAGAUUUACCUGAUGAUGUAAAACAUGAACCAACAACAGAAUAUAUUAAAUUUGAUUUUAAAAAAGAAGUUCAACAAGAAUGUCAAAUGGAAUUUCUUCGUCAAGAAAAAGUGCAACAAGAUUAUGAAGUAUUUUGUUUUGAAGAACAUGAAAAAGAAUUAGUUACAACAGAAUUAGAAUUAGAAUCUGAAUUAACACCGAAAUUACAACCACAAUUAGAAUCUCAUUUAGAAUUACAAUUACAACCUGAAUUAGAAUCACAAUUACAACCUGAAUUACAAACACAAUUACAACCAGAAGCAAAUGAAGAACCUGGUUGUAUUUUAUCCAAAGAAAAUAUGAUAUUUAGUUAUUCACCAGUAGUUAAUCCGCCAGGCAGGCCACGUGGCAAAGCAUCAUUGGUGUCUUAUAAGCAAAAGUGCAAGAAAAACAAUGAUGAUAAAAUUAAUAAAAAACGAACUUAUAAACAAUUUUCACCUGACCUUAAAACUUAUAAUUAUAAACGUAACAAAAAAGUUGAUUCUGUUCGUGAUGUUAUCCAAAAGUCCACGUGGUUAACAGAUUUUCAUAUAUAUUUAUUUUUUGAAUUGCUGCAUGAACAGUUUCCAGAUGUUAAUGGUUUAUGUGGCCCUGCACAAAUAAAACUAUAUACUGGUCCCAUUAACAAUUCUAUUUUUAUCUUUAAUGCGAACAAAAAUCAUUGGUUAACGAUCUCAAAUUUAAGUUCCAAUAACACUUGGAAAGUGUAUGAUUCAUUAAGUUAUCCAAAAGAAACAAUUAUUGAUUUUUUCAAAAUGAUCUUACCUAAUGAAGAAAAAGCUUUAGUUUCUUUUGAAAACGUUCAACAGCAAAUUGGCGGAAAUGACUGCGGCUUAUUUGCAUUAGCAUUUGCAACUUCUCUUUGUCAUGGUACUUCUCCAUCAAUGUUAUUUUAUAAUCAAUCAUUAUUACGUGAACAUUAUGUACAAUGUAUUGAGAAUAAUAAAAUUGAACCAUUUCCCUCAAAACCAAAGAGAGGCAGCAAUAGAAAUAUUUCUAAAAUUGUUGAUAUUUAUUUGAAUUGA